This is a messenger RNA of Auanema sp. JU1783, 2253 nucleotides long. The record is from the annotation of a GenBank genome assembly. NCBI's taxonomy places the organism in Eukaryota, Metazoa, Nematoda, Chromadorea, Rhabditida, Rhabditidae.
AUGGUAGCCGGGGCCCGUACGGGUUUACCCCUGCUAGCAGGACUUGUUGCAGGGCUUUGCACAUCUUUCCUGCUUUUAUCUCCUGUUGAUGAACCUAUUUCUACUUGCCCACCUCAGCAGGAGAGACAAUUUGUAGAUGUGAGCGAACAUUGGGAAGUUCAUGUGGAGAACAAGCCAAAUGCAACUGUUGCCGCCGUUGCUAAUGAUCAAGUGCAGAAGGUUGUUCGAGCACGUUUUGCAGCAACAGAAUUAGGGAUGCGGGACAGAUUAGUAGUUGCUGUUCUAGCCGAAUCAUCUCUCGCAGUCGCUCUAAAUGCUUCCGUUGGUAAACAUGUUCCAAGAAUUCAUUUGUUUGCCGACAGUGCUCGCAUUGAUAGUGACAUGGCUCAAUUAACUAAUCUGAGUCCUUAUCCUUUAAGUGAUAGCCGUAACAUCGGACAGAAGUCUCAUCAUUUCAUAUUUGGAUUGAUGUUCAAUAUGAGUAUGCAUGAGAACUAUGACUGGUUUUUGUUGGUGAAAGAUUCCACGUAUGUGAAUCCUUUCGAGUUGAAACGUUACGUCGACAGUAUCAAUUGGAACAAACCUGUUCUCAUUGGCCAGCCCGAUGCUGAUGGAAGAUGCAUCCUGGAAUCAGGCGUUCUCCUUAGUAAUCCUGCUCUUCAAUUGAUUAUGAAGAAUCGUCAAGCCUGCAAUGAAAUCACGGCUAGUAUCGACUCCGAUCAGCUCGCAUUCGAAAGGUGUAUGAUGUUCGCCACGAACUUAUCUUGCACCCAAUCAUAUCAGGGCUCUGAUUUUCAUAUCUGGAAGGUUGACGGUCAUGCUGCACACGACAAUAUUAAUAACUGGAAAAAUGAUCCUCUUUUCAACAAGUCGAUCACCGUUACAAAAUUAUUCUCAGAAGCAGAUGCAUCUGCUCUUCAUGACCACUUCAUAAGAGUUGAACUAUCAGAAUUGGAUGAAAACAUUGAUAAUAUGGAGAAGGAAGUCUCUGAACUCAUGAGCGUUACCAAAGAAGGGCCAACAUGGCCAGCUGCUAUUCCAAGUUACAGUAAACCACCCAAUAGAUAUCAGGUUCCUACCUGGGAGUUUUUCACUAUGAGGGACAUUUUCCGUAACGAGCAGAACCAGAACGUCAGGCCUCUUGAAGGUAAACAUUUGGAUGAUGUUAUGGAGGUUGUUCAAGCUGCCAGAAAACAUGCAGAGAAUGAAGAGCUUGAUUUGGAAUUCGUUCAAAUGCGUAAUGGAUACAGACUUUUUGAUUCACAACGUGGAAUGGACUAUAUGAUUGAUUUGGUUUAUAAAAAACCGAAAGGGGAAAUCGUAGAAAGACGGGUUCAUGUCAGUAGAAUGAUUGCUUCAACACAAUUAUUGAAUCAAGUACCCUAUGUGAAAGAAGAUACAGAUAUAACCAUUGUUGUUCCUCUUAACCUCGAAACCGAAGUAUACCCAGCCCGCCGAUUGCUGGCUCAUCAAGCCCGUCUAUGUCUUGCAGCAAUCGAAGAGACUAGGAAAACUCGAGUAGUGAUUGCCGUAUCACAAGAGAUUGAUCCUCGUUCCGUUACAAACAUACGCAAUGACUUAGCUGAACUUAAGAAACGAUGUCAUCGAUCAGCCUUAGAAGCUGACGUAAUUUCUGUUAGAGCAGCUGAGAACUCCAGUCCUGUUAGUGCUGCACUAGACGAGUCCAUUGAUCGUUACGGACCAAACACCAUUUUUGUCGUCUUAUCUCCGCAUGCAGAUAUUCAGAGAGAGUUCUUAGAUAGAGUUCGAAUUAAUACAAUUCGUAAGUAUCAGGUGUUUUUCCCAUUACCCUUUGUCGAAUACCAUCCUACUAUAUCAGGAAUGGAUGUCAAUGAAAAUGAGAUUCCAACAAAUCCUCAAGAAGCAAGAGAUCAAGCACUGAAUAGGCUGCGCGAAGUUGGAUCUUUCAAAAGGAAACGAGCUUUAUUAGUACAAAAGGAUCAUGGUCGUUUUGACAGCCUCGAUUUCACAUGUGCUGCCAUGUACGGCUCGGAUUAUGUCGCGUUGAGGCAUAAACUUUCUGGGAAACGACUCGAUCUGAUUUCCGUUUUUUUGGGUCAGCAAGACAUUCAUGUGCUAAGGGCUGUUGAACCCACUUUAAGAAUUAGAUACUAUCAAAGGUCUUGUGACGCUGAACUAGCUGAAGAAGAUUAUGCCCGGUGCGCAGCAAGCAAACGGGAAAAUGUUGCUGCUAAAGACCAACUUGCCAAGUUGUUAUAUCAGGAGCAAUAA